This is a messenger RNA of Daldinia caldariorum, 3140 nucleotides long. RefSeq lists its product as uncharacterized. Bases 359 to 2662 code for a protein of 767 amino acids. NCBI's taxonomy places the organism in Eukaryota, Fungi, Ascomycota, Sordariomycetes, Xylariales, Hypoxylaceae. The transcript has 3 exons. The record is from RefSeq and is a predicted model, not a curated record.
CCCAGUAUGAUGCAGGUACCUUCUGACGCACAUAUAAAAUAUGGUGGGUUGGUGGGUAUCCACCACUUAACGCGCCUGCACGCUUACGCGAUCCAAGUUACUUCGUAACGAAUUGAAACGAAUUGAAAGUCGAUAAGAUAAAUAACCCAAGAUAAACAUGCCCAAGAAAUAAGAAAUAAGAAAGAAGAUAACCAAUUCUACUUAUUCUCCCAUUCUCCCUUUGACAAGAUAAAACGAUUCACGUCAAUGGCAUUCCCCGAUUCUUAGAUUUCAAUGGAAUAAUAAAUAAUACUACACACAAGCUUCAAGAUUUCGCCAAUGGGCUUAUAUAUAGCCAUCUCUGACUCUCCGAGUCGCCAUGGACGAAUUUUCCGACGAUGAUUUCGACACCCUCAAUCCGAACGUCCUACAAGAACUCGAAAAUAAUGCGAUUCAAUUCACCCAAGCCCAGAAGAAAUACCAAGAGUCCCAAUCUCAGACCCAAUUCGUUGACGAUUUCGAAGAUGAUGAUCUCGAUGAUGCCGUCGUACAGGACGAGCUACGCGGAAAUCCCAUCCUCCCAGAAGAAACGACCGAACUACCGUCGAGGAUAGUUCCUCAACAGCAAUACCAGCAACAAUAUCAGCAACAAUGGGGUGGUCCAGUACCCGUCCCAGCUAGUCGCUUUCGUCCCGAGACUGCCCAAGCGCCCUCUCGAAAUCCACUACCAGCUCCUACCAGCUCCCGCCAACCCCAGCAGCAACAGUCUAUUUCUCGUGCUCCACCUCCAUCUUAUAGUCAAAUCCGCCCACCGCCUCCUUUGCCUCGACCAACCCCUUCUAUCCCUCAGAGGUACCAAGCCUCGCAAGCUCAAAGACCGAAUAUCCCAUCGAAUCACGAAAUUUCCGCCUUACAGGCUCAGAUAUUAGAUCUAAAAACACGGCUUACAACCAAAGAUGGAGAGAUAGGCAUUGUCCGGAAACGACUGGAGAAAACACGAGAGGAUUACGAACGAGAGCUUCAAACAAUCAAAAAACAGGCAGCGGAGCAGGUAGCAAAGCAUGAGAAGGCUCUCGAAGCUGCCAAGGCAGCACAACAAGCCGCUUCUACGGAGCUCGAAUUUACAAGACGAGAUCUCAAAGGCGAACUAGAUCGCGCUAAGCGGAAAGAUGGACCAGCGACGCCUAAGAAGAAUACUAUAGCCAAGUCGAGGGGUAUUGCUGACGGGUUCGAAGAUGUCGAGAUGGCUGGUAGCCCUAGCAAGGGACGGCGUGGUAGAAAUACCGGCGCUGUAGCAGGCGCUAUGGUCGAGCCUCCUGCGAGACUGGCGAGAACACCAACAAAAGGAAAAAGGAAAAGACUAGCUGCCGAUAGUCCUAUCGGAGCGCUAGAAACGCACUCGGAAGAUGCUGUUAUGUUGGAUGAUACUAACGCAAACGAUACCAAUAAUACCCAAGUCAUAACCGUAAAUAGAACGCCCAAGGCCGCUUCAUUCGAUUAUAUGAAGGUGAUACUUAGUCACAGUUAUACCCGCGGCGGUCCACUAGCUUUCGAGUCCCUUGCUAAUUAUCGGCUUCCGUCGAGGCCUACAGAAAGCCUUGCUUCUAUCCUCUUCCAGAAAUUGGCGGUUAUCGGAGAUCCUCAGGAUCCUAUGCGCCUCCCGACUGAGUUCUGCGAGCAGGUUAUUGAACUGUGGCGAAGCUGUCAUAAAGAGGGCAUUCUGGAGCCCAUAAUGCAGCUUGUGUCGUUGAUAUAUCUAACCGUGCAACUAUACACUGUAGCUGUUGCUCCGUAUAUCGCACCCUCCCUUCUUCCAGUUGCUAUGGACUCGUGUUUUGAGGUAGGGAUCCCUAGAUUUUAUCACGAGGGUCCCGGUGAUCCACUCGAAGAGGCAUGGAAAAAUUUUAACAGGAAUAUUUCGACCACAGAGAUCCUUUCUUUGUUAUAUCUGACCGCUUUAGGCUGCGCGGCUUCGCCGCCCGUCGACGGUAUUACGGACCCCGCAGUCGAUUUUUGGAGUCAGGUGCAAGUGGAAUUCGUCCUCUUACAUCUAAGUCAAAAGCAUCCCGUAGAGGACUACCUUACCAUACUGAGAUGGUUGUGCACAUCGGUGUUCCCGGACAGCAUCGGACCUAUCAGCCCUGAUAGGACAGUAGAAGUCGUGGCAGGCGCGUUGAUCGAGCGCAUUUCGCAUCAGCUCGUGGAGAAACCGCGUUGGAAAAUCGACCAGUACAAGCAACGAGUCGUUAGGAACGCAGUGCUUCGAACGCUAGCCGCCUUCGCGAGGUCUCCGUUCGGACUGGCGCAGUUGGCCAUCAACGACUACGCUAUACCACGCCUAGUCACCUUGCUCUCUUCGUGUAUAGACGAGCUGUACGAUGGAGAUAUGCGUUAUGAAUCUUCGGACGACGACUCGCAAAAGGAAUUGCAGACAAUGGUGGCACGCACCGUGUUGCUACUACACACGAUUAUUACAAAUCCCCUAACUGCAGAUUUGGUGAACGUGUCGGGGAAACUAGCUAAGCCACCAGGCGUAUCGCAGAAGUAUCUACUCAGCUUAGGACGACUCAACUUUUCAGAAGAUUUGGUAUCAGAGGAAACGGCAGAGCUUGCGCACGAGCUAUUGGAACUAGCAGUAACACCAGAAGAAGGUGAAGAGCUAGGUCGGUUCUUUGGGGGGUGAGGAUUCUGGUCGCGCCUUUGAGGAAUGCUAGCCACUUAGCCUAUGAACGUACCAGGACCGUGUCAUCAAUGCGGCUCAUUCUACUGUUUUAAGACACUAAUUCGGGUGCUCCUGGUUCGAAAUAUGUUUGGAAGGCCCAAAAACGUGUUGGGUAUCGAUUAUCAAGGAUAUAGGAUGCCGGUGUAGAAGCCCUGCCCGACUUACUUGUUCAAAGAUGUCUUAUUUGGCACUAAUGUCUGGAAGCACAUACUAGGUAACUAACCGUCAGCGAUGGUUUAAUAUUAUCUGGCAAUAUAUCAAUAUAUCAAUAUAUCCUGGCAAAAGUGCGUACCCGAAGAUAAUGAUGGCUACGAUGGACUUGGAGAUAAAUUAAUAUAACUGGUCGAAUAGUAGAGUAGAUGUAUACACAAUCUGCAGCUUUGGACAUAACAAGAUGAUAAUUGAGGUUCUCUUACAAAAACUUCAAUGUGGAUUUGCG